This is a messenger RNA of Beauveria bassiana ARSEF 2860, 1224 nucleotides long. Its product is annotated as putative xylanase 1. Gene Ontology annotation, molecular function: hydrolase activity, hydrolyzing O-glycosyl compounds. Gene Ontology annotation, biological process: carbohydrate metabolic process. The transcript has 3 exons. Bases 1 to 1224 code for a protein of 407 amino acids. The record is from RefSeq and is a predicted model, not a curated record. NCBI's taxonomy places the organism in Eukaryota, Fungi, Ascomycota, Sordariomycetes, Hypocreales, Cordycipitaceae.
AUGCUGUGCGACGUGCUCGUCGUGGACCAUACUGUCACCCGUGUCUAUGCAGUCGCGCGUAAAUUACUGCUAGGAUCCCUGGUGCAUGGCACACUGUCUAAUCCUUGGAAACCAAAGGACGAGAAUUGCGAUCGCCUAUUUCAAACUCGGCAACAUGCCUUGCGUACGGGUACAAAAUGCCAGCAGAUUGCCAAAUCAUGGAGAGUUGCAUCCGAUACCGAUCUCGGCAUCUCGACCAUGCCAGUGUUUACCAUAUCCCUCGUCUCCGUUCUAGCGGCCAUUGUCAGCCUGGCUUCCGCUCAAGUCGUCGACGACUCUCAAUGCGAUUGCUACGUAACCGACGGCCGCUUUCCAACCUACUACCAAAACCAUGGAUUCUGGGACUUUCGCUCUCUGUCGCGCUGCGCCGGCGUACCCCCAAUCAUUCGAGAGGUCGACGGGAACCUCAAUGCCAAUGUGACGUGCUCUCUGUUCGACUGGAGCCACCCGUUUACCGACUUCUGGGCCCCUCAGCACUGGACCAACGCCAACAAGACGUUUCCCAUGGUUGUGACGUACAAUAACCUGUAUAUUGAGCACAACCCGGGCGGCCGCCGCGACCACCAGAGACACGACACCUUUCUGACAAUGCGCACCUCGCGCCUGCCCGGCUUCCAGACCGCCGCCGAGCUCCAAUCCAUCCACAAGCUCGACCACGCCUCCGUCCGGAUGCUCGCCCGCACGCACGGCUCGCCCGGCGCGUGCACCUCCGUCUUUACCUACUUGGGCGCCAAGCGCCUCCGCGACGUGCAGGAGAGCGAUGUCGAGAUGCUGACGCGCGAGUCGGCCGCCACGGCGAUCCACUACACCAACCAGCCGUCGUACCUCGAGGACGGCACCUUGAUCACGGGCGCCGCGUACGCGGCCACGCUGCCCAACGGCCGUUGCUGGUCCGACUGGAUCACGCACCGCCUCGAUUGGACGCCGGGCCGCACCACGUUUAGCGUCGACGGCGUGCAGAGCCACACGCAGACGUUUCAGGCGCCGCGCGACCCCAGCUACGUCUUGCUCAAUGCGUGGAGCGACGGGGGUGUGUGGACGGGUCAGAUGCGCGAAGGCGGCGAGGCCUUUCAAAAUGUGCAGUGGAUCGAGAUGCUUUACAAUCUUUUGCCAGCGGGGGCUCAGUGCAACAGAACAUGUAGCAUUGAUAAGUCGCCCCAGGUCGGCAAGCCCGUACAUGUUUAG